This is a messenger RNA of Mya arenaria, 915 nucleotides long. RefSeq lists its product as uncharacterized. Gene Ontology annotation, molecular function: DNA binding. The coding region runs from base 1 to 915 and encodes 304 amino acids. Lineage: Eukaryota; Metazoa; Mollusca; Bivalvia; Myida; Myidae. The transcript has 3 exons. Gene Ontology annotation, biological process: DNA recombination; DNA integration. The record is from RefSeq and is a predicted model, not a curated record.
AUGUAUGAGGCAAAAACCCUUGGAGAUUUCACUGCCAAGUCAUUAAUUCACUCCAUGUGGUUCAUAUGUGUCACUUUCUUCGGGAUGCGCACUGGCACUGAGAUCCAUAAUCUUAAGUGGGGUGAUGUUUCUGUUGGUCUCGAUGAAGGCUCCGGACGCGAGUUCUUGCAGCUGUCUACAGAAAGACAAACAAAGACCCGUACUGGGGCAAAUGCACGCGACAUAAGACAAAACCAACCAAGAGCUUAUGCUGUGCUGGGAGACCCUGCAAGAGAUCCAGUUCAUCUAUACAGAACAUACACAGACAUGCGCCCAUCUGAAAUGCUUCAGGAAAACAGCCCGUUUUUUCUCAGCAUUUGUACUUCACGUCAGGGUGGAUGGUAUAAGAAAUCUGCAAUGGGUGUUAACAAACUGUAUAACAUCAUGAACGAAAUGAAAGCAGAUGCCGGCAUUGAUGAAGCGAGAAUUACACCCUACAGUGCCAGAAAACGAAUGGUUCAGAAGCUCAACGACGAAGGUGUACCUCCCAACCAAAUCGUACAAAUUUCAGGCCAUAAGAAUAUAAACAGCCUGAAUAAUUACAGCAAAUUGAACACAAACCAGUCGAUGGAGAUCUCGGAUAAUUUGUCAAAUGCCAAUUCCAAUGGUGGACCAACCAAUGCAUCCAGAAGAAACUUGCCUGCAUCCGAUGCUGCAACGAACAUGUCCCGUGGUUUCUUUGUAAACACCAAUUUCAUGGGAGAUGUCACUUUCAAUUUACAGAAUCAAGACCAAAACACUCUCUCGCAAAAGCAGCAUGUGGUGAACAGAAAUCCACAAAUUCCUUCUCCAUGUUCCGGUCAGGGGGAGAGAAGACCUGUCUACAAGAGAAUCCGGCUGAUAUCUGAUAGCGAGAAUCCCCAUUUGUUUAACUGA